This is a messenger RNA of Triticum aestivum (bread wheat), 1219 nucleotides long. RefSeq lists its product as uncharacterized. Lineage: Eukaryota; Viridiplantae; Streptophyta; Magnoliopsida; Poales; Poaceae. The transcript has 4 exons. The record is from RefSeq and is a predicted model, not a curated record. The coding region runs from base 197 to 1042 and encodes 281 amino acids.
AGCGCUUCCAUGGCCGGCGGCGAUUGUUCUCCCGUGGCGGCGGCGAGAAAGUGGGACCACGAAGAGUAUCGGUUCAAGACGCCGGAGGAGGAUUCCUUCGACCCGCGAUUCAGCGAGUACGACCCCAAGCAGGGUUGUUUCAUAUACGUCCGCUACUUCUUCGACGGUGACAAACUCGACCUCGACGAGGAGUAAGAUGAGAGCACAGCCUGCCUGGUUCGGCUUUCAAGCACCUAUUGGUCCCAUGCGACAUACUGGUAAAAUCUUCAAAGAGGGGUUCCGGCUCAAAAACUCGGUCAAUGUUGUCUCCAUCAAGAUUGUUUCCUCCGACUAUGGCUACCCACUCAAUGUCUAUGGUACCAUCAUAGCCAGGGACAGUCUGGAUCAAAAAUGUGUCUAUAUAUUCCGGCGCGACCAGGAUGAUUGCCAGCUCAUCAGCUCAAGGGAUGAUUCAUUGAUUUUGACUGGCCCGAAGAGAGGAUUCAUGGUAUGCGAUGAUAUAUUCUUCGAAAUCAAUCUGAAGGUUAAGGAUGUGCAUGGGAGGACUGUCGAUGAUGAUAGACUCAGUAAAGGCCUGAUCGAGGUGGAUGCUAUCCGCAGGCUGGAAUUUGAUCCCAGAUAUAUGGUUGAAACGGAAACACUCGUCAGCAUGCACAGCAUAUUGGAUUUAAACUACACAUUUGUAAGGAGGUCGGUGGAGGGCACUGUUGAGAUCAGGAUCCUUCAGGGACCUGAUGAAUUCCAUGGGAAGAUCGCCGCUUCCACUACCAGCAUUCCAUGCGACAUUGUGCUACAUGAUAGCAAAGUGUCUGGUGCGCUAAUUGCAGGUGACAAUGGAGUCCUACAAAUGGCGCGGCGCAUAGUAGGAGUCUCUGUGGAUGAGAUACUGGUAUUGACUGUUGCUGCUGCUGUCGGUGAUGAUAAGUUAUCUGUCGGCACUGUUGAGUUUACUCCAAGGCGCAAUGGUUACGAUGCUGAGAUUAUCAUAUGCGGCAACUACAUGAUGCUUCUGAAGGUGACUUGGUCGAUUGUGUAUUUCUGAUGCAAUUCUUAGUUAUUCGGUCGCGGCAGUCUGCCAGAUUCUCGAGAUCCUUUUUUUUAUAAUCCUCUAGAUCGUUUUGAUGCAAUGAAGUUCCAUUAUGCGGACCAGUUAUGGUACAUGCUCAAACAAUAUAUGUGUUCCAGCGUCUAUUGUAUCUAUUCUGACUCUUCUGGCUGA